AUGUCAUCCUUUUCAGCGAGUCCUGCAAGCUCCUUGGCCUUUCAACUGCAAUCGGUCAAGGUUCAGCUGAUUUGGAAAUCAAGGUGGAGCCCUGUCAAAUUCCUUUUCCUUUUUUCGCGUUACAACAUGUUCGUUGCAACCAUUCCAAUCUUGAUUCUGACUCUUGGCUCCGAUAUACCCAGCAAUACAUGCAAGAAGAUUAAUUUGGCCAGUGCAGUAUUCGGCGUAACCAGUGUUGCGAUAGCAGAAGGAAUCCUUGUUCUACGGACGAUUGCAAUAUGGUCUGGCAGCAAAAAGUCUUGUCGUUGUCUGGUGUGUCUAUAUAUGGUCAUUAUUGUGACCAUGCUCGUAUCGACCUUCAUUUAUGUGCACUCCCUCGUUUUUGUCCCAGAACAAGAGCUAUUAGGAUGUAAUCCUAUGACGCGUCCGGACAGUGUCAUAUAUGCGCUAAUUAUUAUAUCAUGCGUCAUAUUUCACGAGACCGUGCUCUUAACCCUACUUUUGUACCGGAUAAAUGUGUAUCACCGCCACACCACUAAUCCAAUAUUGCAGACUCUGUACAGAGAUGGUAUUGGCUUUUAUCUGUGUAUAUUGGGUAAAACUCGCACGUGCACUAAUUCCUGUUAAAAGCUGAUACCUUGUCUCUUGCAUCCAGCUUUGUCUGUUGCUAAUGUUGUCGCG
Messenger RNA from Serpula lacrymans var. lacrymans S7.9, 681 nucleotides. RefSeq lists its product as uncharacterized. NCBI's taxonomy places the organism in Eukaryota, Fungi, Basidiomycota, Agaricomycetes, Boletales, Serpulaceae. The record is from RefSeq and is a predicted model, not a curated record. Bases 1 to 627 code for a protein of 208 amino acids. The transcript has 9 exons.